AAGUCUAGUACUCCUAGACAUAGUCUAUAUCGUCGCACAAUCAGACAUCUACGCUCGAAUCCUCUAGGCCUUGCUCCGUCGGCGUACAAUCAUCUGUUCUGUAUCCAUCAUCUGGCCUUCAAGAUGCCCGCUACAAACUCCUUCGACAAAGACCCGGAAAAGGGUGAGCAGACUCAAGCCGUUAUCAUCACAGAAAAGCAAUCCAUAUCAUCCCUUCAGAGCACAUCAACAUGCUCAACACUUGUCGCUCACUCCAGCUCAGAGUUUACGAAAUCAGAGGAAGCAGUACCACCGAAGCGACAAGCUAGACUCGUCCGAUACCUACGACACACCGGGCUCAACGUAUACCGGAGAAUAUUUUCCAUUGUCUUCCUCGCCAAUCUUGCCGGUUUGAUUGGACUUCUGGUGUCAGGGCACUCCACCAUCUUGACCCACAUGCCAUUUGCGGCCAACGCUGCAGCAGCGAAUUUCUUAGUCGCGAUUCUCAUUCGCCAAGACUACAUCUUUAACCUCAUCUUUCGUGUCUGUCAACUGGUGCCACUUUCCGCACCAUUGCGACUUCGAAGAGUACUAGCCAAGGUUUACGAACAUGGCGGUAUGCAUACUGGUUGCGCGAUCGCUGGAACUAUGUGGUUUGUUUUGUUGACUGUCCUCAUCGUCAUCAACUUCGAGACUGGUCGCAUCAUCCACACGCCUGUAGUCCCGAUUUUUACUGUUCUGCUACUUAUCAUCUUUCUUGUCAUGUGCAUCUUUGCGCAUCCGGCUAUCCGGCACAGAUUCCACAACUCUUUCGAGUUUACUCAUCGUUUCGCUGGAUGGUGUUCGAUUGUUGUUUUCUGGGUCGACCUUGUCCUUAUCGCCGACACCGUUCGCUUGCAAAACACCACGACGCCUGAACCACUUGGUCUAGCUCUGGUCAAGCUUCCUGCUUUCUGGUUUCUCAUCAUCAUGAGUGUGCAUAUUGUCUUACCCUGGCUUCGUCUGCGCAAGGUGGCUUUCAGUGCUGAACGCCUCUCCGAGCAUGCUAUCCGCUUGCACCACAAGGAACAUAUGGGGCCCUACCGUGGCAUUGCUAUUGCAGAGUCGCCUCUUGGCGAAUGGCAUCCCUUUGCCUGCUUCCCAGAUGGUGAUGGGGUCAAUAACAGCAUCAUGAUCAGCCACGCAGGCGACUGGACUCGCAGGACCAUCGACAGCCCCAAGUCGCACUACUACGUCAAGGGUGUUCUCAAGACCAAUGUCCUUAGUAUGGCAUCGAUAUUCAACCGUGUCCUGCUCGUUACGACCGGCACAGGAAUAGGACCAGCUCUUUCUUUCGUCGCAGAACCUAGCCGAAAAGGUCAAUGUCAGGUCUUGUGGGUAUCUUCCUCGCCUGAAAAGACUUUUGGACAGCCAUUGAUCGAUUGGGUGUAUACUCUGAAUGGCAACGCGAUCGUGUGGGACUCCAAGAAAAAUGGUCGUCCUGAUAUGGUGGCAUUGACGUUGAGGUUAUACAAGGAAAUGAAUGCCGAAGCUGUCUUUGUGGUGAGUAACCCGAAACUGACCAAGCAACUGGUGUAUGGGUGUGAGAGUAGAGGUGUCCCUGCUUAUGGACCGAUUUUCGACUCAUAGAUGUUGCUCGGAGAUACUUUCGCUUUUUUUUUUUUUUUUUU
Messenger RNA from Aureobasidium subglaciale EXF-2481, 1649 nucleotides. RefSeq lists its product as uncharacterized. The transcript has a single exon. The coding region runs from base 124 to 1608 and encodes 494 amino acids. NCBI's taxonomy places the organism in Eukaryota, Fungi, Ascomycota, Dothideomycetes, Dothideales, Saccotheciaceae. The record is from RefSeq and is a predicted model, not a curated record.